AUGAGGAAAAUCUUGGAAGCUCGACAGACUUUGUUGCAAGUGCAAAUAAGAAAGGGGCCAAGAAGCCUGACCAAACAAAUUUAUGAGCAACUGCUACCUAGUUACCCUAAAGUACCCUGGAAAUGUGUGAUGUACAAGAAUGAUGCUAGACCUAAGGCCAAAUUCAUCAUGUGGUUACAGCUACAAGACAAACUUCUCACUACUCAUAGGUUAGCAAAAUGGGGCAUAGUUGUUGACUUAGAAUGUGUCAUGUGCCAUACUCAACCUGAAAGUGGGAAUCAUCUGUUCAUGGAAUGUGAUUUCACCAAAGUAGUGUGGAAUAGGAUUCUCCUAUGGCUUCAGAAGCAGGCAGGGCCAAUCACUGGAUGGGAUCAACAUGUAGCCUGGAUAAUCCAGAAUGCAAAAAGGAGGACUCAACAAGCUCACAUCUUCAGAAGUGUGUAUGCAGAAUAUGUCUAUGCCAUUUGGAUGGAGAGUAAUUAG
Nicotiana attenuata is the source of this 483-nucleotide messenger RNA. RefSeq lists its product as uncharacterized. The coding region runs from base 1 to 483 and encodes 160 amino acids. The transcript has a single exon. The record is from RefSeq and is a predicted model, not a curated record. Lineage: Eukaryota; Viridiplantae; Streptophyta; Magnoliopsida; Solanales; Solanaceae.